AUGAGGGCAAAAAAUUAGCUUGCUUGCAUCGAAUACAUGAGUCAAACUAAUAAAGAAAAAGAAUUCUAUAAAAAAUAAUUUAAAAGUUUGAAUUUACUACAAAAAUUUGAAGAAUCAAUUGAAAAAAAACAAAAUACCUAAGAAAUAUUUAAAUUUCCUAUAAUAAAUUAAAAAAAUGUGAUAGAGUAUGUGAUUUUGGAAAAUUCUGAAAAUGGAUAAUAAAUUUAUAUUGAUUCUGAAACAAAAUAUUAUGUUUCCUAUUUUCAAGAAAAUACUGAAAAUAAGUUAACUAUAUCUAUAAUUAAAAAUUAAUAACUAUAUUUAGGUGAAAUCAAUUUACAAGAAAUAGAAAUAAAAAAUGAAAAUUAAAAAAAAAUAAUUUUAGAAGAGAUAGUUAUUUUUUAGGAUAAUCCAAAUUCAUCUUUUCUUUUAGAUAAGUAAAAGUUUUACUAAAUUACUUUAGACAUUAAUAAAAUGAAUUAAUUUAUUGGAACUGUCAUUAUAUAUAAUUUUAAAUAAAAUCAAAAUAAAAUUUAUAAAUUUUCAGAUUAAAAUAAUAAUGAAAUUUAAGGUCAUAUAAAAGGUUUUACAAUUAUUAAACACUCAGAUACAUCAUUCUCACUAUUAAGUGGAUGUAUGGAUGGAGAACUUUAUUAAUAAAUAGGUGUAAAAUUAGAUCUUGUUGAAUAGAAUUCACUUAAAAUUAAUUAAUAUUAGAAAUAAAACAACAAAUUACCUAAAGGUUAUGAUUAUCCUUUAAUUGUAAAAUUUGAACCUAAUAAUGAAUAAAGAAAUAAUUCAAAUAAAUAUUUAUAUUUUGAAUCAUAAACAAAAUAUUAGGCUCAACCUUUCUCACCAGAAAUACAUUAAAUAAACUUUUCACAUAAUUAAUAAAAUAUAUCUUGCAAAAGUGAAAUACUUACAAAUAUUACUAAUAUUCAACUAUUUUAAAAAUAUUCAAAACUUUUUAGAUCUGAUAAAAUAAAUUUAAAAUAUCAGAAAUGUACAUCUAAUAUAAUUGUAAUUGAUUUAGUAGUUUUUGAGAAAUCAUUUGAAAGAAAUAAUUUAAAAGAUUUUAAUGAUAAUAAUAAAGAUAUUGUGCUGUCGAAAUAACCAUUAUAGAAUUAUUUGCAUUUUUAAUGUUGUUAUUAUAUAAAAUCUUUCUAAACUUAAUUAAAGUUUAAUUUAAAUAUCAAUUCAAUCCUUUUAAAAUCUAAUAAUGACACUUUAAAUUAAAAAUGUCUAUAUAACAAUGUAAAAUAAUAUUUAUUAUUUUUAGUGGCUUGAAGAUUAAAAUUUUUAGCAUAUCUUUUUAUUUAAUAAAUCAUAGCAUAUUUAUUUAUUAUAUUAUUUAAAAGAUAAGUCAGGAUAAUAUUUUAAAAAGAAGUUUACAUUUUAUUGCGAUGAAAAUCCAAAAGAUUUUAUUCCUUAUGAUGAAAUUAUGAUAAAUGAUUAUUAUAAUAAUGUAAUAUGGAUUGUAAGAUAAUAUUAUGAUAGAAAUUAUCCAUAUCUAGUCAUUUAUAACUGGUAAUACAUAUAGUAAAUAAUUUAGUCAUUGGAUGAGACUUUAAGGUAUCAAAGAUGAUGAUGUAAAUAUAUUGGUAAAAGUAAAGAUAGAUAAAAUUUUUGAAUUAAAUAUAAACUCACAAUAAUUCAAUUUAAUUGGUCUUGAAGUACGAAAAACCGAUAAUGUAAUAUAUAUAAUUAAAAUUAAGAUGCUCUUAAUUUGCUCCUCAACAUUUAUUUGCCAAAUUCCAAUUUAAAAAAUCAGAAAUUACAAUUGCAAUUAAUAAAACAUAUAAAAAUAGAUGAUUGAUGAAAAAUCUUUAUAUUAAAUCUUUUAUACUUAAUUACCUAUUUGUCAUAACUCUCAAACCAUUCUAUUGAAUUUGAAUGAUACUACAAUAGCUUUUUUUUAUUAAUAUUGCACGAUUAAUUGUUUAGAUGAAAAGUAAACCUUUUAUCAAAUUGAAAUAAAAGCUUAGAUAUGGUCUUAAAAAAAAUAAUUAGAUCCAAAUAUAGAAAACUAUUUGAUUUUAAGUAAUAGUAAUGACAAUAUGAAUUAUUAUAAUUAAAAUGAGAUCCAAGAUGAUAAAGUUUUAAUUAAAUAAUCAUUUAAUUAUGAAGCAAAAAAUACUUUAAUUCUAGCAAAAUUAAUUUCAAUAGAAUUUAAAGGUUAAUUUUUCCAAUAUUGGAUUUUUUUUGAGUAAGAGUUUAGCCAAUUUUAAGUUAUAGAAUAUUAUUUUACUUCGAAAUGUAAUUCAAUUAUUAAAAAGAGAAUUAUAAAUCUGUAAUAAUCAUAAGGUACAAUUCAAUUCUUAAAGAGUAUGUCUACAAAUAAAUACGAAACACUAAUUUUGUAUGAAAAUUCAACUUAAUUGAUUCAAUCAGAAUGUAACCAAGAUAUAUUUUUAAAUGAGGAAACAGAAUAAGACCUAGGAUAAUAGAAAGUUCACAAUUAUUUGGAUAAGUAAGAGUAUUUAUUAAAUUGA
This is a messenger RNA of Paramecium pentaurelia, 2492 nucleotides long. The record is from the annotation of a GenBank genome assembly. Lineage: Eukaryota; Ciliophora; Oligohymenophorea; Peniculida; Parameciidae.